UGCAGUUGCGAAAUAACAAUAUCUAUCUAUAAGUCAUGUUUACAUCUCUUGUGUUGAUUGCAGUGAGCGUUAUAACUCUUCUGUUCAUAUUCAAAAAGUUUAGAAGUCAUAAGAGGGAUGAUUCUGCGAAGAAUUACCCGAAUGGAUCUAUGGGUUUUCUCCCUGUAAUUGGAGAGAGUUUGAGUUUUCUUCAAGCUAUGAAAACGAAUCGCGGCGAGAAAUGGGUUGAAGACAGGGUUGCAAAAUAUGGUCCGAUUUUUAAAACUUCCCUCAUGGGUAGUACUACUGUUUUUAUAACCGGUCACUCCGGUACGAAGUUUGUUCUUGGUGCUGAUACUGAAGUUCUUGCUCCUAGGCAACCAGUUACCAUUGCUGCUAUCAUGGGUAAGCAUAAUCUCUUUGAAGUGUCAGGAUCAAGGUAUAAACUUCUCCGAGGUGCGAUGAUGAGCUUUCUGAAACCGGAAAGUCUUCAAGGGCAUAUAAAACGUAUGGAUGGUAUGUUGAAGACGCACAUCGAUGUAGCAACCAGAGGGAAAGAGACCAUACAUACACUUAGCUUCAUGAAGAAACUAACGUUUCAUGUGGCAUGUCAUAUAUUGUUCGGGAUAACGGAUGACGCCACUGAGGAAGCUCUAUACGAAGAUUUCGGGCACUGCUUUAAAGCUAUGUGGUCUGCACCAUUCAAUUUUCCAGGGACAACGUUUAGAAGAGGAAUCCAAGCGAGAGAAAAGAUAAUCAAAAAGAUGACACCAAUCAUGGAGAAGAGGAAAGAACAACUCAAGAAAGGGACACUUAACCCCAAGAACGACGUAUUAACUUGCAUGUUGUCAUUGGAAACAGAAGCCGAAGAGAAUGGCGAUCAAGAAGAACCUGUAACACAACAAGAAGUUAUCGAUAACUUCAUUUCUUUGAUGAUUGCUGGUCAUGAUAGUUCAGCUGUUGUCUUGACUUGGAUUAUUUGGAAAUUGGCUAAAAAUCCCGAGAUCUAUGAAAAUGUUGUCAAAGAGCAAAUGAGCAUUCUGAACGAAAGAAAACAGCGACAAGUUGAAGGUGGAGAAGACGUUGAUCAACGUCUUACAUGGGGAGAAAUUGCGAAAAUGAAAUACACAUGGACGGUAGCACAAGAAGUGAUGAGAGUCAUUCCACCCUUCUUUGGAAGCUUUAGAAAAGCAAUUAGAGAUACUAGUUUUGGUGGUUAUGACAUCCCCAAGGGGUGGCAGGUAUUUUGGGUGUCAUACGGAACACACAUGAACAAAGACAUAUUCAAUGACCCCACGAAAUUCGAUCCAUCUCGUUUCGAAACUAAGUCGAUCCCUCCUUACGCAUACGUACCAUUUGGAGCAGGACACCACACUUGCAUUGGACACGAAUUCGCAAGAGUUGAAGCAUUGACUGUGAUACAUCAUCUAGUAACCAAGUUCGAAUGGUCACUUGUGAACCCAGAUGAGAAAAUAACUCGCCUUGCUCUGCCAUAUCCUGAGAUGGGCCUUCCCAUCAACCUCAAACCGAAGCAUUAGAAUCACAUAUUUAGUACUUACUUGCACGUUAAAUCAUCUCAAAAUGUAAAAUGCACAUUUCUGAUAAUUUCUUUGCUUAAAUUUUUUCCUUUUCUUUUUCAUUUUUCUUUAAAUAAUGUAUCAGUAACUAGAUAAAUAAAAUGUGUUUGUAUCAACAAUCAACCUUAA
Molecule: messenger RNA, 1685 nt
Organism: Papaver somniferum (opium poppy)
Lineage: Eukaryota; Viridiplantae; Streptophyta; Magnoliopsida; Ranunculales; Papaveraceae
Product: taxane 13-alpha-hydroxylase-like
Exons: 3
Coding region: 36-1517 (493 amino acids)
Biological process (GO): sterol metabolic process
Molecular function (GO): oxidoreductase activity, acting on paired donors, with incorporation or reduction of molecular oxygen; heme binding; iron ion binding
Source: RefSeq, a predicted model, not a curated record